GACCUUACAAGAAUCCUGCUUACAAAAAGAUGGCGCUUGGAAUCGGACUUGUUCUGCUCCUAUCUGUAGCUGCAUAUGGGCAAGAGAACGUCCAAUACCAGGGCACACCCCUCCCGCUCUGCGACCUCAACCGAGGCCUACGGGUGAGUCUACCAGAUUGGGGAUGCCAGCGCUUCAUCAGCUGUGACUCCGACGGUCUGGCGUUCGGCCCGCAGGACUGCGGACAAGGAACCCUGUUCAACUUCGAGGAGCAAAACUGUGAUUUUCCUUACAAUUUCGAAUGUCCGGAAACCAACGACAGCUGCAAAAUGAGGGCUGUUGCUGGCUUCUGCAACAACUACACCCAAUGUGACAACGGCCAACUCGUGACGCUGCAGUGCGGCGAGGGGACAGUGUUCUCCAACAUUAAACUGGGGUGUGAGUACCCAUGGGAUCUUUCCCCCGAGGAGAAGGAAUACUGUAACAUUGAUGUCUAGGGAGUACACCGCACUUGGCUGUGCUAACUAAACAAAUGUCAGAGAAUGGCGCUUCCCAUUUAGACAAGAAGAAAACCAUGGCACAAGUAUAUUCUGAAAGACUGAAUGUUUUAACGAUGUUGUUAUUGAUUAAAACAUCAUAAUUCGACUGUAACACUACCUCCAACGAUUCACAUUUGCAUGUGCGUAUAAAUGGCAAUAUUCAUUUGAGAACAUGAAUAAACUUUGAGCAAUA
This is a messenger RNA of Haliotis rubra (blacklip abalone), 711 nucleotides long. RefSeq lists its product as uncharacterized. Gene Ontology annotation, molecular function: chitin binding. The record is from RefSeq and is a predicted model, not a curated record. The coding region runs from base 30 to 476 and encodes 148 amino acids. Lineage: Eukaryota; Metazoa; Mollusca; Gastropoda; Lepetellida; Haliotidae. Gene Ontology annotation, cellular component: extracellular region. The transcript is spliced from 3 exons.